Prionailurus viverrinus (fishing cat) is the source of this 2363-nucleotide messenger RNA. RefSeq names its product zyg-11 family member A, cell cycle regulator (gene ZYG11A). The transcript is spliced from 14 exons. NCBI's taxonomy places the organism in Eukaryota, Metazoa, Chordata, Mammalia, Carnivora, Felidae. Gene Ontology annotation, cellular component: Cul2-RING ubiquitin ligase complex. The record is from RefSeq and is a predicted model, not a curated record.
CUCGCGGGAUCCGGGUCCGCGCUCGACGCUCGCUCUCUCCUGCCGCCCCGCCGACGGGGGUCGCCAUGGUUCACUUCUUGCACCCGGGCCUGUCGCCCAGGAAUAUCGUCCCUCCCGACGCUCAGAAGGAUGCCCUGGGUUGCUGCGUGGUGCAGGAGGAGGCAUCUCCCUACUCUUUGGUCAACAUCUGCCUGAACUUCCUGAUUGCUAACCUAGAGAAAUUGUGUUCUGAAAGAUCUGAUGGAACAUUGUGCCUUCCAGAGCAUUGGAGUUUUCCUCAGGAAGUAGCUGAUCGAUUCCUUGGGGUGAUGACAUGGCAAGGCAAGCUGACUGAUAGAACAGCGAGCAUUUUCCAAGGCAACCAAAUGAAACUGAAGCUGGUCAAUAUUCAAAAAGCCAAAAUCUCGACAGCUGCAUUCACAAAAGCCUUCUGUCAUCACAAAGUCAUUGAACUGGAUGCUACUGCAGUGCACACUGACCUCCCAAUUCCAGACAUCAUAAGUGGACUCUGCAGCAAUAGCUGGAUCCAGCAAAACCUUCGGUGUCUCCUGUUGGACUCAACGAGCAUCCCUCAGGAUUCAAGAUUACUGUUCUUUGGUCAGCUCACCGGUCUUCGCGUUUUAAGUGUUUUCAAUGUUUGUUUUCAUAGUGAAGACCUGGCUAACGUUUCUCAGUUACCAAAACUGGAAAGCUUGGAUAUCUCCAAUACUAUGGUCACUAACAUCUCUACACUCCUCGCCUGUAAAGAUCGACUCAAAUCUCUCACAAUGCACUAUCUAAAGUGUCUGACCAUGACCAAACCACAGAUUCUUGCAGUUAUUAGAGAACUUAAAUGUCUGCUUCACCUUGAUAUUUCUGAUCACAGGCAACUCAAAUCAGAUCUGGCUUUUCAUUUGCUGCAGCAAAAGGAUAUUCUGCCUAAUGUUGUGUCACUGGAUAUAUCGGGGGGCAGUUGUAUCACCGAUGGAGCUGUAGAACUGUUUAUACGGCAGCGGCCUGCGAUGCAAUUUGUGGGACUGUUGGCUACGGAUGCUGGUUAUUCUGACUUCUUUACUGCAAAGCAAGGCUUGAGGGUUGCUGGAGGAGCCAAUAUGAGCCAGAUUUCAGAAGCUCUGAGUCGAUACAGGAAUAGGUCAUGUUUUAUGAAGGAAGCCCUUUACAGGCUCUUCACAGAGACGUUUUCAAUGCAGGUAACCAUGCCUGCGAUUUUAAAGCUUGUGGCUGUAGGAAUGAGGAAUCAUCCAUUGGAUUUGCCAGUGCAGUUCACAGCCAGUGCUUGCGCCCUCAACUUAACACGCCAGGGCCUGGCCAGGGGGAUGCCUGUUCGUCUGUUGUCAGAGGUCACCUGUCUGCUUUUCAAGGCUCUGAAAAAUUUCCCCCAUUACCAGCAGUUACAGAAGAAUUGUCUUCUCUCCUUAACCAAUUCCAGGAUUCUUGUGGAUGUUCCAUUUGACAGGUUUGAUGCUGCCAAGUUUGUUAUGAGAUGGCUUUGUAAGCAUGAGAACCCCAAGAUGCAAACAAUGGCAGUGAGCAUCACCUCUAUUCUAGCCCUGCAGCUCUCAUCUGAGCAAACUGCACAGCUUAAGGAAGAGCUCUUCAUGGCAGUUAAGGAACUUCUAGCAAUAGUAAAACAAAAGACUACUGAAAAUUUAGAUGAUGUCACACUCUUGUUUACUUUGAAAGCACUUUGGAAUCUUACAGAUGAGUCUCCAGCUGCCUGCAGUCACUUUAUAGAAAAUCAAGGAUUGGCAAUCUUCAUCCAAGUCUUGGAGACUUUUUCAGAGUCAGCAAUACAAAGCAAAGUACUUGGUCUUUGGAACAACAUAGCUGAAGUUAGAGAACUGUCUUCCAAGCUGGUGACUGAAGAUGUGGUGAAACAUAUUAGCAGCUUGCUCCAUAGCAAAGAAAUAGAAGUCAGUUAUUUUGCUGCAGGCAUCAUAGCCCACCUGACAUCUGACACACAGCCCUGGAUGUCCCAUGACCUUCAGAGGAGUGCUCUUCUCCAGGAUUUGUAUGCAACCAUCCAGAAUUGGCCAAGUUCAAGUUGUAAGAUGACAGCGUUGGUGACCUACAGAUCCUUCAAGGCAUUUUUCCCACUCCUUGGCAACUUCUCUCAACCAGCAGUUCAGCUCUGGGCACUAUGGGCAAUGUAUCAUGUCUGCAGUAAAAACCCCAGCAAAUACUGCAGAAUGUUAGUUGAAGAAGAAGGAUUGCAGUUUUUGUGUGACAUCCAGGAGCACAGUGAGGCAGAUGCUCAAGCACAGAGGAUUGCAACCUCCAUUCUAGAUGACUUCAGAAUGCAUUUCAUGAAUUAUCAGAGACCCUCUCUGUGUUGAAUGCCCUCCUCAGCCCCUGGGGCUUAG